Messenger RNA from Trifolium pratense (red clover), 1806 nucleotides. RefSeq names its product nucleolar GTP-binding protein 1. Gene Ontology annotation, biological process: ribosomal large subunit biogenesis. Gene Ontology annotation, cellular component: nucleolus. Bases 126 to 1436 code for a protein of 436 amino acids. The record is from RefSeq and is a predicted model, not a curated record. Gene Ontology annotation, molecular function: RNA binding; GTPase activity; GTP binding. The transcript has 14 exons. Lineage: Eukaryota; Viridiplantae; Streptophyta; Magnoliopsida; Fabales; Fabaceae.
AAUAAAACCAAAAAUUAUAUCCACUUUCUUUAACGAAAAGGAACAUUGCUGUUGUUAGCCACUGAACUGAAAACAAGGAGAACGAAGCUUUCGUAGCCGUUGCCGCCUUUAUCUCCGACGCCGACAUGAAACCCCCUUCCACUCUUUUCCUCAAAACCCAUAUCCCUUCUUCCAUUUCACUCUUCAAAUUCUCCAAAGGAACACAAAAUGCUAAAUUGCUUCCAAAUUUGUGCUUUUGUAAGAGUAUUCAAAGUAGUUCAUAUGAAGUUGCUAAAGGAAGUUAUGUUCCCACUCCCACUGUUGAACAAACAAAAGAAAAUAAUACAAUGGAAAAGCCAUCUAGAACGAUUGAUUCUAUUGGAGCAUUUCAAAAGUUGCCCGUAGUGAUGCCAUCUAUUGACAUUCUAGGGUCAGCACUGAGAAAGGCAAGGAAGGUUUCUGCAACAAAAGGAAUUGUCAAUAUUGCAAAAAGAGAGAAAAACAAAGGCGCAAAACAACUUGACGCAUUGAUGAAAGAACUUGCAGUUCCAUUGAGGACAUAUGUGGAGAAUUUUCCUAAUAAAACACACCUUCAUCCUUACGAAAGGUCUCUUAUUGAGCUGACGCUUGGAGAUGGUUACUAUGAAAAGGUGCUAGGGCAGGUAGAUGGUUUGAGGAAGAGGGUAGUAUCUGUUGGAAAGGAACAUGCUGCACUUUGUGCUAAGUCUACAACAAAGCGAGAAGCAGAGGAAAGAUUGAUUGAGGGGACUAAAAUAAUUGAAGCGAGUUUUGAUCAAGAACGAAAAGUUGUUGACAAUUUGUUAAACAUAGCGAAGACUCUGAGGGCAAUGCCUGUAAUUAAUUUGGAAACACCAACUCUCUGUCUUGUUGGAGCCCCUAAUGUAGGAAAAUCUUCUUUGGUCCAUGUACUCUCUACUGGCAAGCCUGAGAUUUGUAACUAUCCCUUCACAACAAGAGGAAUUCUUAUGGGUCAUAUUAUUUUUAACUAUCAAAAGUUUCAGGUAACCGAUACUCCAGGCCUACUAAAGAGACAUGAUGAUGACAGAAAUAAUUUGGAAAAGUUGACCCUUGCUGUCCUUUCACACCUACCAACAGCAGUUUUGUAUGUUCACGACCUUUCAGGGGAAUGUGGGACCUCACCUUCUGCUCAGUUUUCAAUAUACAAAGAAAUCAGAGAAAAGUUUUCUGGACAUUUAUGGCUUGAUGUUGUCUCCAAAGCUGAUCUGUUGAAGUCGUCUCCUGUGAUAUAUGCAACAGAAGAUCGUGAUCUCACACAACAUGAGCUAGAGAAGUACCUUAAAUCAGGUCCUGAUGGAGCUAUUAACGUGUCUGUGACAACACAGGAAGGAAUACAUGAGCUGAAGCAAAGAGUGCAUGAGCUGCUUAAUUUACAGAUGGCCAAGAUCAAAGAUAUAAGCAACAAUCAAGAGAAGUAAAAGUUUUUUUUUACUAGGAAAGAGAAGUGGUAGUUGCCAUUCUAAGGCUAUAUGAAGUUUAUGAAGAAAUUUUUUGGUCAAUUUGGAGGGGCUGAAAUUUUUCAUUUGUAAAAUAAGUUAAACAAGCUUUCUAUGGCCAACCUCCAAACAGGAAAAGUAGCAAAACUGCAAAAGUGAUUUCAGCUCUAGUACUGCCAGCAAGGAAUUAGGCAUUGUAGAGCAGAUAAGUUGAGGUGUGACACUUUGAAUCUUGCAGAAAAUUGAUUGGUUACAGAAAAGAAAAGUGUGAUUGAGGGGAUUUUAGUUGUUUCAACCAUAUUGGACCAUCUUUUAAGAAACAAGAAAUGCUUAUUUCUUGCUUGCCUUUCAA